AUGCACGCGGAGCCGAUAUCUGAGACGGAAGACGGAAUGAAAAUCUCGCCCGAGUACGAGGACGAGCCCUAUUCUCCUGAGUCCGCUCCGCACGCCAAGUCCAUAGAAGGAUGGAUCGUCUUGAUCACUAACAUUCACGAGGAGGCGACCGACGCGGACCUCCUGGACAAGCUAGCUGACUUCGGACCCGUCACCAACCUCCAAAUGCCGCUGGACCGCAGAACAGGAUACGUCAAGGGAUACGCCCUAGCGGAAUACAGAGAAGAAGAACAGGCGAAGCAGGCCAUCCAAAAGCUCAACGGCGCUAUGUUCAUGGACAGGGAGAUCAGCGUCAGUUGGGCCAUCGCGGAUCGCCCGAGAGCAACUUGA
Schistocerca gregaria is the source of this 369-nucleotide messenger RNA. Its product is annotated as RNA-binding protein 8A-like. The record is from RefSeq and is a predicted model, not a curated record. Gene Ontology annotation, molecular function: mRNA binding. Gene Ontology annotation, biological process: RNA splicing. The transcript is spliced from 3 exons. Bases 1 to 369 code for a protein of 122 amino acids. Gene Ontology annotation, cellular component: nucleus; cytoplasm; exon-exon junction complex. Lineage: Eukaryota; Metazoa; Arthropoda; Insecta; Orthoptera; Acrididae.